AUGAAUGUAACAAUUGAUAAAAAUGCAAGUACUAAAUAUAAGUUUCAAGGGAGCUGCUCAUAUUCACUAUUUGCUUUAGUAAUUGAUGAUAGUUCUCCCUCUUCACUUACAAUAUAUACCGACUCCAACAAAGGUAUGGGAUUCGAUGCUUAUGCAUUUGUUGCGCAAUCAUACAAAAAUUCCACUUAUUCAUCUACUCUUUUCACCAUUUCAGUUUUUUCUUAUAAUGGAGAAGGUGAACCUGUUCUUAUUGCUUCUAAUGAUAUUGUAAAUUCAACUUUAUAUUUACCCUUAAAAUGUUUAGGUAAAGAUUAA
Messenger RNA from Dictyostelium discoideum AX4, 315 nucleotides. RefSeq lists its product as hypothetical. The record is from RefSeq and is a predicted model, not a curated record. Lineage: Eukaryota; Evosea; Eumycetozoa; Dictyosteliales; Dictyosteliaceae. The transcript has 2 exons. The coding region runs from base 1 to 315 and encodes 104 amino acids.